AUGACGAUGACUUUGCGGCCUGCCUUUACCUCGCUCCUCGCCCUCAGUCUGGUGGUGGCUGCUCUCCUACUUGUGGCAUCAUGCCACGCAACACGCCCUGGAUCCGCAGCAGCCGCCGCAGUCGCGAACAGCAACCUUGUGGCGCAGCGAAGAGCGCUGGCGAGCGUGGGCGCCUGGAUUCAAGAUAGAUUUUCUAAGGGAAUCGGAUAUCCGUAUGCUGGGUUGGCGGCAGCCAUGGAUGGUUCAGAGCUAAGCGGCGAUCCGACAACGGCUGGAGUCCUCACCUUCGGCAUCCUCAAGGUCAGGAACGACUAUCACAUACGCUACGCGGUUGCUGUUCGCGUGCCUACUCCAGGCUACCCGACCGCACUUACCGUUAACACCGGGGCCGCGGGGGAGACAGGUGACGUGGCGCUGGACUUUGGGUCUGAUGCCACGUGGAAGAAUCUUACGGACCAGGGAGCGCUCGUGUUCAAUCUCGCCCUCCAAUCUCAGGGGCUUCCACCGAUGGAUCCUGGUGUUGUUGGUUAUAUAUAUGCAUUUACGGGGAUUUGGUACAAUGCAGGUUCCAAGACUGCUGCUAAUGGGAAUACAUACAAGCAGGUGGUGGAUGCCAUGAUGGCUGCUCCGGGUAGUUACUACGGGCUCUUUGCAACAUCUGGUUAUUCGGAUGGCGCUGCCCGUGGCCAGUUUGUUUCCGAGAAAGCGACUCUUGCUAACAAGGUGGCUAACUUCUUAAAGAAGAGGAUUCAAAAGCUCAUGCGUAGGAACUAA
This is a messenger RNA of Closterium sp. Yama58-4, 774 nucleotides long. The record is from the annotation of a GenBank genome assembly. NCBI's taxonomy places the organism in Eukaryota, Viridiplantae, Streptophyta, Zygnematophyceae, Desmidiales, Closteriaceae.